AUGAAUGUAGAAAAUCACAACGAUUGUGUUGUAAUGUAUAAUGAUGACAGACCAAUUCCAACACUUCCAAAUGAGUUAACUGCCUUAGUAUUUGAAAGUCUUGAACAAAGCAUAAAAAUUAAAAUUGCCAGAGUUUCUAAAGUUUGGAAUGCUUUUAUUUAUUCACCUAUAUUUUGGAAAAAAGUCAUUUUGUACGAUGCAAGUAAAUUCCAAACCGGAACAUUUGAACGUUUAAAACUAGUUGAAGAAUUAGAUGCUAGAGGUAGUAAUUUAACUGAUGCAUUUAUUAAAACGUUGGUUACUGGAUCAGCAGGAACAACAUUAAAAGUAUUGGAUAUUUCUGUUAACAAGAUUACAAAUGUAUCAAUUCUAUUCAUUGGUCUUCAUUGUUGCAACUUAAUGAAAAUUUUUAUUGAAGGUUGCCCAGAAGUUACAGAUAUUAGACCUUUAAAACUUUUGGUCAAUAAUUUAUCAGUUAUAAUAACAUCAUAUUGUGAAGAUAUUUCAGAUGCUUCAAUUUUUCAAUUAUCAUCAGCAUUCAGUAAAAGCCACUUAACAAAAUUAGAUUUAGAUGGAUGUAUUUUAAUAAGUAAUGAUGGUAUAAAAGAAAUUUCCAAGCACCUUAAUAAGUUGAAAUAUUUGGUAAUAGAUGGAAAAGGAAUUGUUGAUGAAUCUAUAGUUUCAAUUUUUAAAAAUUGUAAUGAAUUAGCUUUAUUUUCAAUGUCAUUUUGUGAACUAUUGACUGAUAUAACUUUAUAUGAAAUAUUAAAUAAUCUAAAUUCAAAUCUACUAUUUUUACGAUUGCGUAAGGGAAUAAAUUUCACAAAAUAUGGGUUUAAUGAUUUUUUUAAAGGAUUGAUGAUAAGAAGACAUUCUUUUCGCUCACUUGAUUUUUCUGAAUGUCAAAAUAUUUCUGAUUUAUCUUUAAAUUUUUUUUCACAACCUUUUCUAAAAUGGUUAAGUUUAGAUUGGUGUUGGGAUAUUACGGAAUCUUCUAUUUUAAAGAUAAUCGAAGCAUCACCAAAUUUGGAAGAAUUGAUGCUUACAGGUUGUAAUAUUAGUUGUGAGUCAUUGACUGAAAAAGAAUUUAAAAAUUUAAAAAUAUUAAAUCUUUGGUCAUGUAGAAAUGUAGAACCUGAAAUUAUAAAAACAAUAUGUAAAAACAAUAAAAGCUUAUAUAUUGUGGAUUAUUAUGGAGAAGUGGAAGGGAAAGAAGAUGGGGAUUAUUAUGUAUAG
Molecule: messenger RNA, 1236 nt
Organism: Entrophospora sp. SA101
Lineage: Eukaryota; Fungi; Glomeromycota; Glomeromycetes; Entrophosporales; Entrophosporaceae
Source: the annotation of a GenBank genome assembly